Orussus abietinus is the source of this 5988-nucleotide messenger RNA. Its product is annotated as Down syndrome cell adhesion molecule-like protein Dscam2. Gene Ontology annotation, molecular function: protein binding. NCBI's taxonomy places the organism in Eukaryota, Metazoa, Arthropoda, Insecta, Hymenoptera, Orussidae. The record is from RefSeq and is a predicted model, not a curated record. Gene Ontology annotation, cellular component: axon; plasma membrane. Bases 7 to 5988 code for a protein of 1993 amino acids. Gene Ontology annotation, biological process: cell-cell adhesion; axon guidance. The transcript is spliced from 27 exons.
UACGAGAUGCAGGGGCCCAGCUUCGCAGUGGAGCCGCAGUCCAAGGUGGAGUUCACCAACAUGAGCGGAGGUAGAGUGGACUGUGCAGCCAGAGGGAACCCCGAACCUACGGUCGACUGGUUGGCAGCAGACGGGGGUAGCAUUUCCAGCAUCCCCGGGAUCAGACACGUCCUGGGGAAUGGGACCAUCCAUUUUCCAGCCUUCGGGGCCGAGGCCUUUCGCCAGGAUGUCCAUUGGGCCAGCUACCGAUGCUCGGCGAUCAACAGCGUGGGGGCCAUCGUCAGCAGGGACGUCGCCGUCAGAGCAGUGGUGAACCAGCGGUACGAUCCGGAAGUGCAAAGUCCCGGCGGUUUCCUGGGCAGCAACGUACUUAUGCGCUGCAACGUUCCCAGCUUCGCGCGCGACCACGUAGCAGUUACGUCUUGGCUCCAGGAGCCCUCCUUCAACAUAUACCCCUCGACCAUAAGUGACGGGAAGUACCACAUGCUGCCGAGCGGGGAGCUGAUGAUCAUCAACAUAACCCGAUACGACGCCGACAUGACCUACCGCUGCAGGACGCACCACCGAUUGACCCAGGAGACGGUCGUCAGCAGCAACGUGGGUCGCAUCCAGCUCACGGAAAUCCGGGACUCGAUGCCGCCGAUUAUCAAUGAGAAAUUAAUCUACAAAUCCGUGAGAGUGGAGGACGUCGUCGUGCUGCCUUGCGUCGCCUACGCCCAUCCGCGGCCCACGAAUAGGUGGUACUAUAAACGCAACCAGAGAGAGGACCCCAUAGAGGACCUAUCGGGACAUUUCCUGAUCCGCGAUGGAUCUCUUAUCAUACAGGGAGUCCAAGAGACCGACAGUGGGUCCUACAUGUGCACCGUCAGCAACAUGAAGGGCAGCGAAACUUUGGAGAUCAAGCUCUCCGUUUCGGCUCCCCUGAGUGUCCACAUCCAACCCCUGAUCCAAACCGUGGAUCUGGGCAAACCUGCCAACCUGACGUGCAUCGCCAGUGGUUUUCCGCAAGCCACGCUCUAUUGGCUGAAGGAUGGCCAACCCCUACGAACAGGUGCCAGGGUCAGAGCAGUGUCCAGGGAAAGGGUUACCCUGACUUCGGUGGAGCACGAGGAUCGGGGGAUGUACCAAUGUUUCGUCAGGAACGAGAACGAGAUGGCCGAGGGCGUCGCCGAGCUGCGACUUGGGGAAAUCGCACCCCAGUUGGUGUACCGAUUCAUCGAGCAGACCAUGCAACCUGGUCCCUCGGUAUCCCUGAAGUGCAGCGCAGCGGGCAAUCCCCCGCCACAGAUUUCUUGGCUGCUAGAUGGGUUUCCACUGCCACAGGACGACAGACUGGUCAUCGGUCAAUAUGUCACCGUGUAUAGUGACGUGAUCUCCCACGUGAACAUUUCCACCGUCAGGUCGGAGGAUGGAGGCGAGUACGAGUGCAUCGCCAGCAGCAAGGCAGGGCAGUCCUCGCAUGCAGCAAGGCUUAAUAUAUACGGGAGGCCUUUUGUGAGAUCCAUGCCGCCCAUUUCUGCGGUGGAGGGGAAGCAGCUCGUCCUGAAGUGCCCUGUCUCAGGCUACCCGGUAGAAUCGAUAAUCUGGGAGAAGGAAGGCAGAAAGCUUCCCACGAACAUGCAGCAGAGGGUUGCCAAUGGCACCCUCUCCAUAGAAACUGUCCAGAAGAAUGCUGACCAAGGGUCUUAUACUUGCGUCGCAAGAAAUAAGCAUAACUUCACCUCGCAAGGCACGGUGGACGUCCGAGUGCUCGUUCCGCCUCGGAUCUCGCCGUUUAAUUUCGAGGAAGGAGUGACGGAAGGGACGAGGACACAGCUUAUGUGUUCCGCCGGCCAAGGAGAUCAGCCCUUCAACAUCACCUGGCUGAUGAACGGCAGGAGCCUCCCGGCGAGAGACGCUGCCGACAAGUCCGAGAGGGCUGGACUCGCUGAUAACAGCAUUCAGAUAAGCGCCUUUACGCCAUUUUCCAGCAUCAUGACGAUUAAUAACGUCUCGGCGAGGCAUAACGGCAACUACACGUGCCGCAUCAGCAACGUCGCCGGUGUAGCUGAACACUCGACCAGUCUCUCCGUAGUUGUACCUCCGCGGUGGACGGUGGAACCUAUCGACCAGGACGCCACAGUAGGUCACGGUGUCUCCAUAGCCUGUCAGGCCGAAGGAUUCCCGGUUCCAACAGUGAGUUGGAAGCAGUCAGUGGGGGAAGCUCCAGGUGACUACAGAGAGCUAGGCUACGGCGGGUCGGAAGGUGCCAGAGUCGCCGGAAAUGGGUCCCUGGUGAUCCCACGGGUAUCCCGGGAGCACGGAGGGCUGUACCUGUGUCAAGCGAGCAACGGCAACGGCCCCGGUCUCAGCAAACUCAUUCGGCUAACAGUCCACGUCGGCCCUCGAGUUACGGUCAGACCGAGCCACGAAUCCGUGAGGCAAGGCCAAUCCGUGACUCUCCGAUGCGAGGUCGAAGGGGAUGCAACCCUCGACGUGAGAUGGCGAGCUCGAGGCAGCCUUAUUGGUCCCACUUCUGACAUGAGGUACACGCUGAACAAUUCUCCAUUACCUCGCGGCAUCCUGUCGGAGUUGCGAAUCACGAAGGCCGAGCAUACCGACCGGGGCGUGUACACGUGCAUGGCCACGAACACGUACGGCCAUGACAACGCCAGCAUCCAUCUGCUGGUCCAGGAACCACCGAAUUUCCCGCGGAACCUACGUGUCGCCGAGCAGGGGAGCCGUUCGAUACUUCUGGCCUGGUCCUCGCCUUUGGGGGACUCCGACCCCGCGCACUCCGACUCGCCGAUUACGAAAUACGUCGUUCAGUACAAAGAAGCCCAAGAUGUGUGGCAUGAACACAACGCGCAGCAGCCGGUCGCAGGAAACAACACGGUCGCUCUGGUUUCCCAGCUGAAACCGGCGACGACCUACCACUUCCGAGUGUUCGCGGAAAAUCACCUUGGAACCUCGGCGCCAAGCGACAUCCUUCAUGCGCAGACCGACGGGGAGGUUCCCGGAGGCCCUCCGAGGCAGGUCGCCAUCGAGGCGGUGGGUCCACAGCAGCUCAAGAUAACUUGGCAGCCUCCCGAUCGAUCCCUCUGGAACGGAGAGCUUCUCGGAUACACCAUAAGCUAUCGGAAUUUAGGGAGCAACGACCAGUCGGUGAAUACCACACGAAUAGGCAUUACCGGCAACGGCGACGGCUCGUACGAUUACAGGCUGACGGGUCUGCAGAAAUACACCCAAUACAGCAUAGUGGUGAAAGCAUUCAACAACAAGGGCGAGGGACCAAGCUCUGAUCCCGUCACUGCCCAGACUCUCGAGGAUGUCCCCAGUGCCCCGCCGCAGAACAUCGCCUGCACCCCCCUGAGUGGUCAAAGCAUCCAAGUGACCUGGAAGCCGCCACCACCUGACAAGGUCCAUGGCGAGAUCAGGGGGUACAAGGUGCUCUACGAGGCAGCGAAUGGCGCGGCAUUCGAACUCCAGGGUUCCGGGGAGACCAGGACCACCCACGCCCUGAACACCGUCCUGCAAAGGCUGAGUCCCUACACCAACUACACCGUCCAGGUGUUGGCUUACACCAGGGCCGGCGAGGGGGUCACCAGUAAUCCCGUGACCUGCACCACCAAGGAGACGGUGCCAGACGCCCCGGAACGGGUCAAAGCCGUGGCAAGCGCCGAAGACACCGUCGUAAUAUCUUGGCUCCCUCCGAGGAGACCAAACGGCGUCCUCACCAACUAUACGGUCUACAUCCGGGUGCUGGAUCAGGGCCAGGAAGUGAAGAUCAUUAAAGGGUACUCCCUCGCCCAGGAUUUGCACUACGAGGCCACGGGGCUCAAGCUGAUGGAGUCCUAUGAAGCCUGGGUCGCUGCCUCCACGAAGGAGGGCCAGGGCCCCAGCACCCCCGUCAUCAAGCUACAACCCACCACCUCUAUUGCAGCCGCCAUCAUUUCAUUCGGCGUGCCGCUCGUGGUGUCCUGGCGGGUCGACGUCCAUCUCGCCUGUCUUUUUGUCGGCAAGCCAAGACCCAUUGCGGAGUGGCGACUCGGGGAAACGAAAUUGGAGAAACAACAGAGGCUGGAUAUCACCCCUGAUAACACGCUGAUUCUACGGAACGUCCAGAGAAGCCACGAGGGCAAUUACUCCUGUCACGUGAGAAACCCUCUGGGCACCGACGAGAUCGUCCACGCCUUGAAGGUCCAAGUUCCACCAACACCGCCGACUCUUCUGGCUACCGGCACCACGACGGACGCAGUUCAGCUACAAUGGAAACAGGGGGAUAACGGAGGCGCUCCCAUUAAAGGAUUUCUAUUGGCUUAUCGGAUAGAAUUUGCAGAAUGGGAAGAGGUCAUGCUAGAUCGAAGGGCGAGCACCCACGUGCUGGAGGGCCUUCAGUGCGGGACGAGAUACCAAUUCACUUUGGCGGCUUUCAAUCGAAUUGGGAGCGGAAGCGCCAGCAAAAUUGAAACUGCCAAGACGAAAGGCUCGAAGCCUGUGCCCCCCGCGAAGCAGCAUCUGAUCAGAGCCAACCUAACUUCCGUCAUUCUAGACCUGCCCUCCUGGCAGGAUGGAGGGUGCCCGCUGCUCUACUUCGUCGUCGAGUACAGGAGGCUGCCCGGUGAUUGGCUCCUAGUCUCCAACAACGUGCCGCCUCAGUCGAGAUUUCCGAUAGUCGACCUAGAGAGCGGUGCCAGCUACGAGCUCAGGGUGACGGCGUACAAUAACGCUGGCUCGACUCAGGCCGAGUACUUGUUCAGCACUCUGAGUCCCAAUGGCGCAACGAGGACCCGCGAAGGUCCUCACCAGGAGGUCGAAGACACUCCGUUGUAUCUGGACGCACAAGUCUUGGCUCCCAGCGUGAUCUCGGUGCUGGCCGUCCUCCUGGCCAUUGCUGGAGUGUGCUUCUGUCUCAGAACGCAUCCCGACAGACCAGGGUGCGCGAAUGACCCUAAUUCGCAAACCCAGGCCGCCUUGGACAACAAGCACAACAUGGAGCAAAGAGAACAGUAUUACGCGACAGUAAGAAAGCCCGGGCAGCAAUCACCCUGCCGAGAGGUGAGCGCGUUGGAACGCAUUCCCGAAUAUUCCGAAGAUAUUUAUCCAUACGCCACCUUCCAUCUGCCCGAGCAGGAAAACCUGUCUGCGAACCCCAUCCGACAGGCUUUCUUCUACGAGAGGAACGAGACGAUGCUCCAGGGAGCUCAGUGCGACGUGGACCAGUACACGAAAGUGCGCGGCAGGGCGCGGCGUAAGUCCAAGUCCUUCAAGUCCGAGUCGGAGGAGUACGACACCCUGGGGUCGGAUAGCGACACAGAGGUGGGGACGAGUAGCAGAACGGAGUCGUCGAACCAUUUGGACGACUCGGGUCCAGCGUCCAUCAUGGCUCGUUCUCCGGGCCCGAAUUCGGUGGGCCAGCGUGGCCGGGACCAGCGACUGGCGCUCGUCCCCAGGCCGGUUCAUCAUAAUGUGCUGUACCACACGCACGAAUCAAGUACAUCAACCGAGCCGUCACCAAUUUCUGAGCGGAAGACCUUCCCCAGGCUGGAGAAGCAGAGGAGUCGCGGCGCUACCCCGGACGUCGAGGCCAGUCGCACCCCUGGGGUCCUGAGGGCGGCUCCGAAGUCCGAGGUCGGGAUGAGACCUUAUUCCGCCAGCGUUUCGCCCAACCACUCGACCGAUCACUCGACGGGCCUCCGGGUGGGAAGGAGCGAUCGCCAGAAGCUGGAGAACCCUCGCAAGUCCCUCGAGUCCCUCUACCUCCUGGACGAGCCCAACGGCUCCCGGAAUUUCCACAGGAACUCCAGGAUCAGGGCUCUCGGUCGGGAGGAGUCCUGGAACAACGAGUUCUCCGCUCUCGAGCUGAAGCCCCCCUCGGGCUUCAUGGACGCUCAUGAGAUGAGCGAAGCCGAGUGCGACAUCGACAUGAAGCUGAGGGUCCACCGGAAGAAGCCUGGCACCCCCAACUCGCUCUCGAAAUCGCCAAAAGACUUUACCAUCACCGUUUAA